Molecule: messenger RNA, 1108 nt
Organism: Toxorhynchites rutilus septentrionalis
Lineage: Eukaryota; Metazoa; Arthropoda; Insecta; Diptera; Culicidae
Exons: 2
Coding region: 111-1067 (318 amino acids)
Source: RefSeq, a predicted model, not a curated record
GCGUAGUAAAGCAAACCACACUAGUACCUGCCACCUCUACGCUAGUCAGUAUUUUUCAAGAAUUGAUUUUUCAUUUCGGUUUUGGUGAUCUCGGAGGAAGCAAGCUGAAAAUGAAACUCCUCAGCAGCACCGUUGUGCUUGUCUUGUUGGCCUGCGUGAGUUGUAGUGUUGUUCCACUGAAGCGAGUUGUGAGGAGCACCGCAAACGGGGGUAGUGCAUCCACUGCCGGGGCGCAAUCUUCGAGUGCUGGAGCUGGGGGACAAAGUGGAAGCGCAGCAUCAGCCAACUCACAGUCUUUUGGCUUCGGUUUCCCGAUGCAUCAGUUUGGUCAGUUUGGCUUUGAUUCGAAAGCGUUCGAAAAUUUCGGCCAGUUUUCAGAGUUUCCACAGUUUGGUCAAUUCCCCCAGUUUGGUCCAGGUUCAGGGAAAUCAGAAUCUCAAGCUGGAUCUCAGUCAUUCUCGUCGAGUUUCGGGCAAGGAGGCCAUGGUGGAUCUGGAUCGGGAUCAUCUUCUGGGUCUCAAUCGUUCUCUUCGGGAGGAUCGCACGGAGCUAAUUCUGCCGCCGGAGCUGGUUCGCAAUCAUUCUCAGGAGGAAUGGGACAUGGUGCUGGUUCAGGAUCUCAAGUGGGAGCACAGUCUGGCUCGAGCUCAGGUUCAUUUGGUGGUGGCCAUGGAGGGUCUGGAUCAGCUUCUCAAGCGGGAGCACAAUCUGGUUCGAGCGCUGGUUCGCACGGUGGCCAUGGAGGUUCCGGUUCGGGCUCUCAAUCGGGAGCACAGUCUGGCUCAAGCACAGGAUCGCACGGUGGAUCACAUGGAGGAUCAGGAUCGGGUUCUCAGGCGGGAUCACAGUCUUUCAGCGCUGGUGGCAGCGCUCAUGGUGGUCCCUCCUCUGGCAGCAACGCAAAUGCUGGAUCACAAUCCACUGGACAAUCUUCUUUCGGUCACGGUGGUCAUAAAACGGAAUUCAAGAAGGAGGGUGAUGGAUUUGGUGUACGAAUCAGCACAGAUGAAUCUGCUGAUGGAACUGCUAAGAAGACUGAAAGUGAGGCCUGGGUUUGGAACAAUUGAAAUGAAUGAUUCAAUAUAAGAAAUGCUCUCUGCAAACUCAA